This is a messenger RNA of Dentiscutata heterogama, 447 nucleotides long. NCBI's taxonomy places the organism in Eukaryota, Fungi, Glomeromycota, Glomeromycetes, Diversisporales, Gigasporaceae. The record is from the annotation of a GenBank genome assembly.
AUGGAUUCCUACCCUUCUUUACCAAAUAUAAGCCAGCAACAACAACAAGCUGGCUAUAAUAAUAAUUCGCUCGGUCUCCCUACAAAUCCUUCACUAUUACAACAACCUCAAUCGCAGCAGUAUGCUAAUAAUUUCGCCUCUCAACAUCCUGCCAACCAACGCGCGAUGAACUCUGGAAUCGUGCAACAAUCACAACAACAAGCGAAUUAUGGAACUACGAACAAUCAAAGCAUGCAACAGCUUGGAGGGUUGGGUGCUGAAAAUAAUUCGUCCCUUUCCAAUCCGUACGUUUUUCAAAAUCACCAAUCGUUACCAGUAACAUCCUCGACCCCAAUACCAUCCAUGUCAGCCAUUAACAACUCUGUUUACGGUAAUCAAGGUAAUAUCAAUGGUAUGGGUAUGGAUGUGUUUCGACCUGGUUUUAAUCGAACUUUAGGAGGUCAAAUG